Messenger RNA from Aspergillus brunneoviolaceus CBS 621.78, 765 nucleotides. RefSeq lists its product as uncharacterized. The record is from RefSeq and is a predicted model, not a curated record. The coding region runs from base 1 to 765 and encodes 254 amino acids. The transcript is spliced from 3 exons. NCBI's taxonomy places the organism in Eukaryota, Fungi, Ascomycota, Eurotiomycetes, Eurotiales, Aspergillaceae.
AUGGAUCUCCAAGGACAGCCCAUCCCCCCCGGCCAGCGCAGCACCAAGGUCACCUCCGACCCCGAACGCUAUGAGCAGCCCAUCAACGAGCCCUCGGGCCCGGUCACCAACGACUCCCUCGCAGCCGAGUCAGCCACCAAGGGCGGCGCCUACGCCCAGAACCGCGGGGCCCAGCCUAUGGGCGUCGACGGCAAGAACUCCACCGUCACCAACACCGACACCUCGAGCGCCCGCAAGAUCGACCCCAACCACCGCGACACCCAAGACAAGUACCCGGAGGCCCUAGGCGGCCAGGGCAACUUCCCUGGCGCCCAUCUCCCGGAGUCCGGCUACACUGGCGGCUCGACGGCCGCCAAGCAGGAGCUCGGCCUCAACAAGGGCGAGUACUCUGCUGCUGCUUCGGGCAAGCAGCAGUCGCAGCAGAAGAACACCGAUAAGCAAACUGCUGCUGCGCCCGCCAGCGGCAGCGGCUACCAAGGCGGCGUGGCCGGGGUGGCCCCCUCCUACGUCCACGACGUCCUCGAUAACCUGGGCAACACCAAGCCCAAGGGCACCAACCUCAAGGAGGGCGACAUCCCCGACGACGCCCCCAACGCCAGCUACACCACCGACAUCGGCAGCGAGAACGACCCCGGCCGUCUGGCGCAGGGUGGCUUCCAGCUGAAGUCGGCGGAGAGCGGGCCCGCCGGCACCCCCGCCGGCCGCCAGAAAGGCGUCGACAACCAGCAGCCGUUCCAGGCUCUGCAGUCCGACCAGCGCGCUUAG